Molecule: messenger RNA, 1725 nt
Organism: Arxiozyma heterogenica
Lineage: Eukaryota; Fungi; Ascomycota; Saccharomycetes; Saccharomycetales; Saccharomycetaceae
Gene: HO
Product: Hop
Exons: 1
Coding region: 1-1725 (574 amino acids)
Biological process (GO): intein-mediated protein splicing
Molecular function (GO): endonuclease activity; DNA binding
Source: RefSeq, a predicted model, not a curated record
AUGUUCGAAGAGAAUAUUAAGCUUAUAAUGAAAAAUGGUAAAACUAUAGCAAUUAACAAAAUUAAAACAAACUCCUAUGUCAUGUGUGAAGAUGGAGACAUUGCAAAAGUAACGGCUAUGACUAGAGAUUUACAAACCACUUAUGAAAUAGUCCAAGUCACUAAACAUAGGGAUGAAACCCAUGUAGAACGACCAAUUUUUCACAGAAUCCAAUUUAAUUGUUCCUUAGGACAUAUAUUAGAGUUAAGUGUACCUAGUAUACCAAAGUUGGAAAAAUCUUUGAAACAUGAGAGAUAUCUUGUGAAAAUAAAAAAAUUGGUUGAUUUCCAGACCAGUGAUGGUCGCAUUAUUGUCAUUCCAAAGGAUAAAUUCGUAAGUUUUCCUCUUACAACUGAAGGUGAAUACCAAGCUAGAAAUUAUAUGGAGACAGUCCAAAAGGAACAGCCAACAUACAUUGACUUUAGACUUGAACUAAGAGAUAUAGAUUAUUUAAACAGUCAUAUCAGAUUAGCAACUUUGAUGAGGUAUAGUCCAGUAAUAAAUGGCAACGGUAUUUUAUCUGAAUUCUUAACAGGUCAAAAACAUUUAAUAACUUCGGCAGUAUUAGGCAUGGCAUGGUUGCUUGGUUUAUGGAUUGGUGACGGAACAACUAGGCAUCCUGAAAUUUCCAUGGACAGUCAUGACAUUUCACUUUGGCAAGGUCUAUUAAAGAACGUUUCACCUUGGGGUCUAGUACCAACCUAUAAGGACGCUUGUAUUCCAUUAAGAGCUAAACAUGUAAAAUUAUAUUAUGGAAAUGCAGAUUCUAAAAGGAAACACCAAAUGUUCAGAACAAAUAACCCAUUCUGGAAGUGCCUUGUGAAACUGGAUUUUAAAAAUAAAGAAGAUGGUACGAAAAAAAUACCUGAAUUUAUGUGGCAUGAUGAUAUUGAAGUAAGAGAAUCAUUUCUGGCGGGACUAAUUGAUGCUGAUGGAUAUGUUGCGUAUGGUGAGAAGAACGGUGAUGUGUUUGGCGUUUCUAUUCAAACAAUAUAUCCCUCAGUUAUGAAUGGGAUUAUAAAUGUAGCUAGAUCGUUAGGUAUAAAGGCUUCUGUUACAACUAAACCAGAAAGAGAAAAUAUCAUCGAAAAUAGAGUAGUACAAUGCAAAUUCACUUAUGAAUGUACUCUUGUUGGAGAAUCUACGUUACAAAAUGUGUUAUCGAAAUGUCAAAGUGGUCACAAAAAAAGACCCAAACCGGUCAAAAUUUCUAGAGAACCUAUUAGAUUUCAUUUUGAAGAAAGGAAAAGAGGUUUAAAUUGGGUAUAUGGCUUUCAAACAGACAAAGACAAAACGAUUUUAUUGAGUAACUAUGUUGUUGUGACAUCUUGUAAUAAUCAUCAUUGUCACACAGAACAGAAGAAAUUUUCUCCUGAUAGAAAUCUUCGUCGUUGUAAAGCGUGUUCCAAAAUAAAUGCAAAAUGUUGCUACAAAGAUUGGACUGGAAGGCACAAUUUAUGCAGCAGAUGUAGAGCUCGAUACGUUGUAUCAGGCUAUAGAUGUCUUGAGUGUCAUUAUGUUCCAGACCAAAGAAGUAUUAAGAAAUUGAAACGUAACGAUAUGCCGUUAAGGUGUGAUAGAUGUCAGGGAUCUUAUUAUUAUGAUCCAAUUAGGGGACCUAUUGAUAAUAAAAUGAGUGUACUGCCAAGUCCCUCAAAAGAGCAAAAUCCAAAUAAAAUCUCAUGA